AUGAAUAGUUACCAAAUCGAAGGUGCUGUUGUUGAAGAUGGCCGCGGACCUUCCAUCUGGAACAUCUUUUGCAAAGAGCCCGGCAAGAUCGCGGGUGGAGCCAACGGCGACGUGGAUUGCCACUCAUACAUCCGUCCCCAUGAGGAUAUUCGCCUCAAGUACUAUGCCAAAUUUGUUGACGACCUUCUUGCCGCCGGUAUCGCACCCCUCAUCACCCUCUUUUACUGGGACCUUCCUGGUGAACUGCAUAGUCGCUAUGGCGGCUUGCUCAGUACGGACUUUGUUGCGGACUACGCCAACUACGCCCGUGUCGGCAGAUCAACAGCAGCGACACUCAUACGUGCGACAUGGCUGGUCUUGUUUUCGCAUCUGAAAGCUAAAACUGAGGGCAGCAAGGGCAGCUGA
Penicillium daleae is the source of this 405-nucleotide messenger RNA. RefSeq lists its product as uncharacterized. Gene Ontology annotation, molecular function: beta-glucosidase activity. Gene Ontology annotation, biological process: carbohydrate metabolic process. The transcript is spliced from 2 exons. Lineage: Eukaryota; Fungi; Ascomycota; Eurotiomycetes; Eurotiales; Aspergillaceae. The coding region runs from base 1 to 405 and encodes 134 amino acids. The record is from RefSeq and is a predicted model, not a curated record.